Molecule: messenger RNA, 1833 nt
Organism: Thyridium curvatum
Lineage: Eukaryota; Fungi; Ascomycota; Sordariomycetes; Thyridiales; Thyridiaceae
Exons: 2
Coding region: 1-1833 (610 amino acids)
Source: RefSeq, a predicted model, not a curated record
AUGGCGCACUUCAAAACCCUCAGCGACUACGAUCUGAGAAUUUACCCGGACUCCAUCGUUUCGGCAUGGGGCUCGCCGCCGGUACCCCUGUCUUAUAUCUCCAGCAACGUCGCCAAGCUCUACGACAGGCCGGCCGAGGUCGACCUUCUCUCCUCCAGCUGCCUCUACCCCAACACGCCGGGCUUCUAUCCUAGGCUGGUACCCAACUGCACUGCUGUCUGCGCGGACCCGGCUUACCUGUUUGCCAACUCGCGGAACCUCUGGAGCUGCGCGACCCUCGCCGCCGUAGCGCGCCUGGUCGAGGACGGCGGCUCUGAUGCCAUCACGCUGGACAGGUCGUCGGUGCAGGCGGCUAAUACGGCCUUCAAGCUUGGCUACGGAGACAGCAGGAAUCAGACCUUUGGGUUCGACACAGGCUCGACGCUCAAGGCGAUCGGGGCGUGCGCCCGGGCGAGCUGUGAAGUGAGCGGCGGACUCGUCUGCUCUGUCGAGUUGAAGGAGAGCAUCAACGGCACGUCAGCGUCCGGACCCAAUGCUGUACGAAGCUUGCGGGACACGUUGGGAUCUUACUGCAACAAUGCCAGUGAGGACAGCAGUGCAGACGUCGCUGGGCCGGGGAUCGCCAUCUCCAUCAUUAUCCAGACCAUUCUAUCCCUCGUCCUGUUCGUGCUCAUCAAGAUUUCGACUUCCUGGCUGCGCUUUGCCGUCUACCCCUUCAUGACGAAGAAAUCAUCAGUCCCGCCAGCUGAGAGCACGCUCCCGCAAGGGCUCUGGGAGACGGCCACCAUGGUCCAGGGCGCCGUCAAGGGGUCCCGGCCCGCCACCGCUCUGCUCAGCGCCGCCUUUGACUUCCACGAGAUACAGCUCUACUUCGCCAUCGCCAUCCAGACCGCCGCGCUGCUCGCGAACAACAACCUCGAGACUUCCCAGUCCGGCGCUGCCGGAUCGUACGCCGCCCUCAUGGUCACCAUGGACCGCGUGACGAACCUCGCCAUGAACGCCUUCCUGCCGUGCCUCCUCGUCGAGCUCCUGCUGCGCCGCGCCUGCACGCGCCACCGCUCCGGCGCCCGGCGGCCGAGCCCGCACUCCUGGUGGACGCUCCUGCUCGUGACCGUCUCCUGGGGCCUCGGGUGCGCCGUCAUGGCCACCCAGCCGCAGCUCGACUUCGACGACCUCGCGAGGCAGUUCAGGGCCCGGCGGCCCCUCGCGGCGUGCGGCGGGAACCCGUCGCUGGCGCUGUACUGCGGACUGGACCGGGGGCUCGCGGGCGCGUCCGACUUUGCGCCGCUGCUCUACGCCGUCGGCGUCGGGUACCCGGUCGUGCCGGCGCUGUGGGUGCAGCAGGUCGCCUGGGCCGUCGCGUGCCGGGGCAAGUCGGACGAGGCGGUCCGGCGCGCCGGGUUCUACGGCCUGGGCAUCGCGGGCAAGAUCGGCGGGGGGCAGACGCCCCCGGCGAGCCGCAGCGCGGGCAGGACGGUCUGGAUCUGGAUCGUGGAGGUCGUCUGGGCUCUGCUCCAGGGCGCGACGGUCGUGUUUACGUGUUUCUACGUCAAGGGCCUUGCCGACGUGGUCCAGCGCGUCGGCCUCGGUGCUGCGCAGUGGACCUUUGGGCAGGUGGUUGCUGUCAUGGUCUGGGCGCCUUUCAUCGCGCGCCUGGUCUAUCUACAAUUGUUUGGUGUCAAGAAGGGGUUCGCCGUCCGGCUGCCGGAGGAGUACCAGGUCGUUCGGCGGCAGAAGGAGGCUGUGCUGCAGGAGGGCGAGGACUCCCCGUUUGCAGACCCGGCCAACAUGGAGCCGCAGGAGCGCGCGGAAUGGCCGCGUGCCGCGAAGUGA